This is a messenger RNA of Cottoperca gobio, 2962 nucleotides long. It is a transcript of the gene ppm1j, whose product is annotated as protein phosphatase, Mg2+/Mn2+ dependent, 1J. Gene Ontology annotation, cellular component: mitochondrion. Lineage: Eukaryota; Metazoa; Chordata; Actinopteri; Perciformes; Bovichtidae. Gene Ontology annotation, biological process: protein dephosphorylation. The record is from RefSeq and is a predicted model, not a curated record. Gene Ontology annotation, molecular function: [pyruvate dehydrogenase (acetyl-transferring)]-phosphatase activity.
CCCCGUGAAGCCCUGCCUUCUGAGAUGAGUUAUCAGCCGGAUUACAGGCUGCACGCAGCCAGAGAGAGCUUUAUUCUGUUUCAAUGAGGAAAACAUCGUGUCUGCCUGCCUGAAAGCUGUCACAUGGGGCCGAGGAGGGGGAGAAAAAUCGCUUCCUGAAAUGAUCCUCGCCACUGGCUGAGUAUUGUUUUGUUUUUUCUCUCUCUAACGUAACAUCGCAUCGAGUUUAAUUUCCCGUCCGGAUCUUUUUUUGGUGUCGGUGCCGAUGAUGAUCAGCAAAGUUAAAAACGCGAUGUCCACCUUAGUGGGAGGGAUGAUGCCGCACGGACACCACCACCACCACAACCAUCAUCCAGGUGGCGGCCAGACCUGCGGACCGGACAGCCUGCCGCCGCGCUUCCCCUACGGUCGGCCGGAUUUCUUGGACCUCACCCCGGAGCUCCUGCAGUACUCCACCGAGCACGCAUCACGGCCGGUGCUCACGUUAAAGAGAGACAGCAGGCUUCCCUGGCGGACGGGAUACGCAGAGGUGAUCAAUGCGGGGAAGAGCAUGCUGAACGAGGACCAGGGCUCCUGUGAGAAGCUUUUCGUGAAAAAGCCGAGCGGCAAAAACCGCAACUCCUCUCUGCUGGAGGACAACGGGGAUGGCACUGGAAUCCCUCUCCACUUCUGGGGCGUGUUUGAUGGACAUGCAGGUUCUGGAGCCGCCAUCAUGGCCUCCAAGCUUCUUCACCGCCUCAUCAGAGACCGUUUGGGAGAAAUCUGCCACCUGUUGGAGAACCCCAACAGUGCACCACCUAUCUGCCUGUCCAAGAAUGGCAGCCCGUACCAGCCGGAUACAAAAAAGGGGGCAUCACAGGAAACAGAAAACCCUGAAGCUGUCUCCGACUCCGCAGUUCGCUAUCACAUGGAGAAGGUUGUCAGUUUGGAGAGCCUGGUGAUGGGAGUCAUACAGACCGCCUUCACACAGAUGGAUAACCUAAUUGAAAAGGAAAAAACAUCAUAUGCCAUCUCUGGUGGGUGUUGUGCCUUAGCUGCCAUUCAUUUAAUGGGGAAACUCUACGUAGCCAAUGCCGGAGAUAGCAGGGGCAUAAUCAUACGAAAUAAUGAAGUUAUUCCCAUGACGAAUGAAUUCACACCUGAGUCAGAGAGACAGCGACUACAGUAUCUGGGCUUCCUGAGGCCAGAGCUCCUGGGUAAUGAGUUCACUCACAUUGAGUUUCCUCGUAGGAUCCAGCACAGUGAGCUGGGCAAAAAGAUGCUCUACAGAGACCACUCCAUGACUGGCUGGGCUUAUAAGACAAUUGUUGAAGAUGACCUGAAAUUCCCCCUGAUAUACGGAGAGGGUAAAAAGGCACGUGUCAUGGCAACAAUCGGAGUGACUCGCGGGCUGGGAGAUCAUGACCUGAAGGUGUACAACUCCAACAUUUACAUCAAGCCCUUCCUCUCAUGCGUCCCUGAGGUGACGGUUUAUAAUAUCGAUGAGAACAAACACGGCCCGGACGACGUCUUGGUCAUGGGCACAGAUGGAUUGUGGGACGUAACAACAGACAGGGAAGUGGCAGAUGCUGUGUCAGCGUACUUAUCCUGCUGUGACCCCUCUGAUCCCAUGAGGUACACCCUGGCAGCCCAGGACCUGCUGAUGAGGUCACGUGGCGUGCUGAAAGAGCGCGGCUGGCGGCUUCCCAAUGAAAGACUGGGCUCAGGCGAUGACAUCACUGUGUUUGUCAUCCCGCUGGCGGGGCCGGAGCCAGAGACAUGACACGGUGUUGCAGCGAGCACUAUGACAGGGAUGGGCGCUUUAGGGUUCUUCCCACGAUGCCUCCAAGCUCCUUAAACCCUGGACCGACGGGGCGGCGGGAGAAGAAAACACCUUUGUCAUCAACCCAGACUGCACUUCAACCCAACCCAGGAUCUCAUAUCGGUUCUUCUCAGUCAUGUAACAAAAGAUUUUCAGUGACAUUAUAAGAGAAGUCACACUCUUCCUCCCAGACCUGCUGUUUGUGACGGUUGCCAGUGAGAAUUAAACCUUUGUAGUGUUUUUGUUUCCUGUUUAUGUUUGAGGCUGGACCGCUACUCAAUCCUUUCAAUGGAUUGUUCCUUUUCAUGUCAUGCCCUGAAUGUCCCUUUUUUCGUAAAGAAAGAAAGAAAAAUAAAUAAAAGCCUCCCGCAGUUUCGCAAUCAUAUAUUUUAAAGGGGAUUGCAGUAAAGAAUGUGAGGACGCCAAAGAGAUGCCGAUAUGGCGUGAGGAUGGACAUCUGUAAAAAGAAUACAUAAGAGAUUAACAAAAAAAUCAUUAGCUUCAUGUCUGUACAUUAAAUAAGCAUGUAGGAAGUGAAAACUGAGGAAAGGACAUUGUUCAGCUCUGGACUCGCGACUCGAGUCUGUAUCGCUUCACUUCCUGUUUUAACGAUGAAUGACGAGCGACGACACCUGAGGCACUUGAAGACUGUAGCACAUGCUCUGUGGUAGCCUGUGGAUUUGUGAUAUCUGUUCAUUGAAUGUGCUCAUACGUUUGUUUUAUUUUUGUCUUUUACUUUAAAGAGAACAGAGUGUUACAUUUGCUGAAGGAAAAGUAUAAUUUGUUUAAUUUAACUUCACGUUUUUAUUGUUUUAAAUAAGCCGUCUGUUCUCAGUAAAUGUCUCGGUAUAGUAAGAUGUGAUAAACGUCACACAUAUGCCUUAUUCAGAGAUUUUAUUUUCUUCAGAUGCACUAAAUUUGAUCCUUGUAGACGUGUCAAGGAACAUUAUAGGCCCUUAAAUGUACCGUAUACCUCUUUUGUACCAUUUUUGUUAUGUCAUGUUAUUUAGAUUAUCCAUAUAUUUUUGAAGACAACUUUGGCUGUAUCAGAAGUUUUAUUUUAAGUUUCUAUCCAUUAACUGUUUGUUUAGAGAAACGGUGUGUCCCAGGUAGAGGGAUCAUGUGUACCAGCUUAGAAAUAAAUCAGAUUUUUCCCAUUUG